Molecule: messenger RNA, 396 nt
Organism: Monoraphidium neglectum
Lineage: Eukaryota; Viridiplantae; Chlorophyta; Chlorophyceae; Sphaeropleales; Selenastraceae
Exons: 1
Coding region: 1-396 (131 amino acids)
Source: RefSeq, a predicted model, not a curated record
AUGCAGCAGCAGCAGCAGUUUGCGCCGCGGCCAGCGGCGUAUGCGCCGACCGGGUACGGCGCGCCGCAGGCGCAGCAGCAGCAGUACGGGUAUGCGCCACAUCAGCAGCAGCAGCAGCAGUUCGGAGCCGGCCGCGGCGGCGGCGGGAGCUUCUACGACCAGAUGCGUCCGCAGCAGCAGCAGCAGGCGGCGCACGGCGGCUUCGGCGCCCCCGCGCGGCCGUGGCUGGCGCCGCAGCAGCAGCAGCAGCCAUAUGGCGGCGGCGGCGGCGGGGGCCGGGGGGCAUACCACGCCAAUCCCUAUUCCGCGCUGCAGCCCGGGCAGUACGCGCAGCAGGCGCCGCCCCAGCAGCAGUACGGCGGCGGGCGCGGGCGCGGGCGCGGGGGACGGUAUUAA